Molecule: messenger RNA, 853 nt
Organism: Panicum virgatum (switchgrass)
Lineage: Eukaryota; Viridiplantae; Streptophyta; Magnoliopsida; Poales; Poaceae
Exons: 1
Coding region: 81-665 (194 amino acids)
Source: RefSeq, a predicted model, not a curated record
UCAAGUUAACAUCACACACAUACAUGUAGAGGCUCUCGCAGAAACCCUAGCGAAGCACACGCUUCGGCACAACUUCGCACAUGGAGGAUCAUCCGCGCCGGCGCUCCGCCGGCUCGGCGGCGGGCAGGCGACUGCGCUGCCUCCUCGCCCUGACCGGCGACUACCUCAAGUACCUCUUCAUGAAGCGGCGCCGGCUCAUGCACAGGGUCGCGCGGAGGACGCUGGCGCUCGUCCACCGCCACCACGGCGGGCGCGGCAAGCAGGGCCACCACCGCCCGUGGCCCGCUCGCGCGCUCAUGGAGCACGAGUUCUCGUGCGCCGACAGCCCCAGCCCCGCGUUCCUCGCCGCCAAGAGGCUGCUGCUGCGCUCCCGGGUGCCCGGCGCCGUGUCGUCCUGCUUCGGCUCGCUCCGAGCGCCGUGCGGUUCGCCAGAGACGGCGGCGGCGGCGGCGUCGGAGGCCGAGGCUUCUGCGGUAGAAGAGCAGGAUCGUCAGUUGGGGACGGAGGACGAGGAGGAAGAUGACGAUGCGGUGCUGGCCGAUGACGGGUGGGCGCAGUGCGGUGAGCUUCCUGACGUGGACGACAGGGCCGAGGAGUUCAUCAACAUGUUCUACGAGCAGCUUAGGGCGCAGAGCUUCGCCGCUGUUUUCCAGGGCUCGCCAUGACUCGAUAAUCAUGGCGUGCAAAGAGUGGUCCUCUUGAUCUCGCGAGAUCUUCGUUCGUUUGUGUGGUUUAAAUUAAAUUUGGAGGAGGAGCCUUACUUCACUUCUCGAGAAUGUGUUUGUAUUUGUAGAUUUUUUAUGUACGAAGAGUGAGUGUGGCACAAUAUACGAUUCGAGCAUAUAGUCGUUAA